AUGGCGCCAGCUCUCGGCGGGCGUCUUGCCGAGCCGCCAGCGGGAGGUGCCUUGCCAGGUGCGCCCGCAGCCGGAGGCGUUGGCGCACCGCCCGGCGCUGUGCCUGGCCCGCCGGCGGCGGGCCCCGCCGCCGCCCUCGGAGGCGUGGCCCCAGCGGCCGGGCUUGGUGGCCUGGUGGCGGCACUCGGCGGACCCGCAGCAGGAGCGCCCGCAGGAGUUCUUGUCCCCGCCGCUCCUCCGCCGGCUGGCCCUGCCGCAGCCUGCGCCGCGGCCGCCGUGGCUCCAGGGGUUGGGGCGGCGCCUGCCGGUGCUGCCGUCGGCGCCCCUGUGCCUGGCGCGGCAGACGCGGCGGCUGUCGCUGCACCUCCUCCCGUGGCCUUUGGGGGCGUCCCCGCCGAUGCACGGACGCUCCCUGUGGUCUACGACAUGGUGGGCAACCGUCGGCGAGAGUUUCGUGACGCGGUGCUGGCAUGCCGGGAGGACCAGUGGGAAGGGUGGCCGGUGCGCGGCCCCCGCGCUACCCACUGGGUCCUCCGGUACAUCGUUGACCACGGCGGAACUCCGACUGGGAUGCACUCCCGAUGGCGGAGCGAAGCUCGUCUCCAAGAGCACGAGCCAGGAGUGCAGGAGCAUGAACGGGCCUGCCGGGCGCUGGAGGAGCUGCUCUGUUUCGACCAGUGCAACGGGGCCAACUUGGCGGCCGCUGAGCUGCUGGCGCGCACCACCCAGGUGCAGCAGGAGCGCUACCGGGACAGGAGCGCUGGCGGCACGGCCAGCGUCAGCCACGACAACGUGGACGCCCACCUCUUCAUGGGCAGCGAGCUCACCAGGGGAGGCGUGUGCGCGUGCCCUCUCCUCCAGGAGUGGGCCAGCCUUCAGCUGGCUAAGGAGCAGGCGCUGCUGAAGGAGCGCCGCAAGGCGCGCGAGGAGAGGGAGCUUGCAAAGAAGGGCAACAAGAAGAAGAACAACAGGGAGGAAGAGGGGUGA
Molecule: messenger RNA, 987 nt
Organism: Prorocentrum cordatum
Lineage: Eukaryota; Dinophyceae; Prorocentrales; Prorocentraceae
Source: the annotation of a GenBank genome assembly